Spirodela intermedia is the source of this 9337-nucleotide messenger RNA. Lineage: Eukaryota; Viridiplantae; Streptophyta; Magnoliopsida; Alismatales; Araceae. The record is from the annotation of a GenBank genome assembly.
AUGCAUCCUUUCUGCUGCGUGUCCCCUGUUCCGGUCACCGAAGGCAACUGCCCCGCCUCGCCGCACGCUCCGCCGUCCCCGCCCCCCUCACCCCCGCGGCUCGCUGGUGGUGGCCUCAUCAAGCCGCCUCCCACGGCAUCGCUGGAAUCGUCAAGAAGGACAGCCGCUGGGGGUAUGCCUCCGCCACCAGUCAAGUCCUCAUCCGCCAGUCGUGACUCAUCCCCCCACGCAUCUGAUCAACGCAACGGGAGCAUCCAGUGCUGCGAUGGUGGUGUCGCUAGCAACAACGGGAAUAUCAAUGGCCUUCGGUGGCCGAGCAACAAAGGCAGUAGCAGCGUCGGCAACGUCGGUGGCGGCGAUCAGGCCUGCCAUCUCUACAGCGGUCACAGCCACAGCAACAAUUUCAACCAUUAUAAAAGCCUCGCCCCGCAGCCGUCAUCAACAGAUCUAUCAUUGUUGCGGAUGUCGUCUGUCCAAGAUGGGGCGAUUCCCCACCAGUCCGGUGAUCACCGUGGGGAGGUGAAACUGAAUAACAUUGUCGGUAACGGUAUUUCAGGAAUUCUACACAAGUGGGUGAACUACGGAAAGGGCUGGAGGCCCCGGUGGUUUGUUCUCCAGGACGGCGUCCUUUCGUUCUAUAAAAUCCAUGGCCCUGAUAGAAUCGAGGUCAACCAUGAGACCGAGAAGGGAUCCAAGGUCAUUGGGGAGGAAUCCAUGCGGCGCCUCUCACGCGGCCGCCACGGCCACUCCCACCACCGCCGCAAGCCCGUUGGCGAAGUACAUUUAAAGGUACUACAGGAUUUCACUAAAUAUAAAGAUUUUUAUGUCCACAUUUUUGUUGAUCUUUUGAAUCCUAUUCUAUGCGGGGAAUUUGGCCCCGGUUUACAGGUCUCUACCAUCAGAGAGAGUCGAUCCGACGACAAAAGAUUCUCGAUCUUCACUGGGACGAAGAGGCUUCAUUUGAGAGCGGACACGCGGGAGGACCGUUUAAUGUGGAUGGAAGCGUUACAAGCAGUGAAGGAGAUGUUCCCACGUAUGUCAAACUGCGAGCUUAUGGCUCCCGUGGACAAUUUCGUAGUGUCCACUGAGAAGCUCAGGAAGCGCCUUCUGGAGGAAAGGGUGACUGAUACGGCCAUCCAGGAUUGCGAACAUAUCGUGAAGAGUGAGUUUUCCACGUUGCAGAAGCAACUGGUGGCUCUUAAGCAGAAACAAGUCCUCCUCAUCGAUACCCUUCGCCAAUUGGAGGUAGUAAUUUUGCCCUUGCUUCGGGAGUCUGUAGAAAAAACAUUUUCCUCCAUUUCCAUAUGAAUCCCAAUUAUUCGAACAUGUCAGUUAGUUGAUUCAACACCCCGAAUUAGGUUUGAUUUGGUUAGGUGAAGGAAUUUCACAAUAACAAAACAUGUUAUAUAUGUCUAUAUUAAGUUUUUUAUACACAUUUAUUAUGACGUGGUAUAGAAGUUUCUACUAAACGGCCUAAUUCUCCUCUGGUCUAUUUGAUUCUCGAAUGAUAUGAUGAAAAUGCGUGAAGUUUGUCAGCGUCAUGAGUGCUACAUGAACAAUUGGAUGUAGUUUUUUUGGUAUCUGGGAUCUUAGCAUUGUUUUACUCUAGAUAGCUGAUACUGAUUUCUUUCGUUUUUUAUUUCUCAAGUUUUCUCUUUCUGUUCUCUUUUGUUGUAUAAGGAUUUGAACUUGAGAAAAUUUGCAUGCAUUUGUACAAAACAUCUGAUAUUGAGUUUUGCAUAGACUAUAAACUAGACAAGGGCACCUGCAUGCAUUUAUUGAGUCGGCAUGAGUAUAGUGGGAAUGCGUUUUCAGGUUGAUCUUACAAGGCACAAUGCAUACAUUUGUUUGCAUACCUUCUUCUGAUGAUAUGUUGUCCUUCAUUGCUUACAGUUCUACUUUCUUCCUAUUUUAUAUGUGACCAUUUUUUUAAAGGAAGAAUUAUUUUCUUGUUUCUCCUGGUAGCAUUACUAUUUUCAGCUGUAUAUCUAUUUCGCUUAGUAUGAUCCUCGUUGAAUUGUCUCAUCUCAAAACAUUAUUUUUCAAAGCAUAUUGGCUGACAGCAAUGAGUAAUUAACCUCAAUCCAUUUUCAUGUAGACAGAAAAGGUAGAUCUGGAGAACACUCUUGUUGAUGAGAGCCAAAGGCAGUUCCAGGAAGACGAAUCACUAUCUAGAUCCAGGCAAGAGAAGUACAGUGGUAUGCUGUGAUAGAACGUUUCAUUUCUUAUUGUCUGUUAUGUUGCUUGAUCAAAUAUUCUUCCAAAACCGCUGCCACCUUUUUCAAUAAAUUAUAUUUCUGAUUGUGAGCUUUUUUUCUCUAUCGGUUAUGUCAUGUUGUUUAUUUUUUGCAUUACUUCACGUUUGAGUUUUAUUUUUAUGUAAUUUUUUCUUCUUCAUCACGAAGCUACUCAGGCCCUUAACUAUUAUCAUUUAUCCUUUAGCCUAGUAUUUGGUACAGAUAACAUGAUACAGAGAUUUAGUUCUCCGAAUUAAAGUUUCUUAUGUUUUUCGAAACUAAAACCUUCCUAAUGCAGUCAAGACUGAAACUUUCAUGUUUUCUCAUCUCAUGGAUACCUUUUCACCGUCUCUCAAGCAGCUUUAUUUUCCAUUAUCUCCUGGUUCCAUCUUUUCCACUUAUUUUAUUACUCACGGUUACCUUGCUAAACAGUAGAGAAAUUUUAAUGUUCUUAUAUUUCAGGAAAAUGACAUGACUGUUGAAUAGAAAUGGCAGUAAAAAGGAAAAAAAGGGGCUGUAGUCAGGAUCCUGCUCAUGAGUUUAUGUAGUAAUGAUGGAAGAUAAGACAAAUACUUCAUUCACAUCUUUAUCAUGGAAUUGGUUUCAUUAUCUAGAAUAUGGCUAAUUCCAUUUCCGUCACAAUACUGUAUCAUCACAAGAGGAUUAGAUUUUCAAGGUUUCUCGAGCUUGCUCUUUUUUUUAUGAAAUUUGGAUGUAUGCACCUAUAUAUUCUAUAAAGUUUCGAUGCAAGUUGACUUCCUGAUGCAAAUUGAUGAAGUCCAAUCAGUUGCAAUACAGCAAGAAUAACAGUAUUGUUUGUCGAUUGAGGCAUUUAGGAUGAUAUGGAGAUACCUUUGUUCAACAGAUGCGUGAGGUGCUUUCAUAUGAGAAAGGAGAAUGAAGGAACAAUGCCAAACAGAUUGUUAGAAACUAGUAAUUGUUUCUUUUGUAUAGUUGCAUUUUAAAUCAUUGAUUGUCAAUUUAAUGAGGAGGAUGAAACGGCCGUGCUCUAAAGGAUAGAGUCCGAAUGAUGGAUAGGUUAACUACUAAGCUUGCUUAUGACCUCUGAAUGAGACGUAUUUCCUUCUGCUAAUUGUUCGCUUAUGCCAGGGAAGGGAUGAUGAUGAUGAGGAUGGUCUCGGUACUACUAAUUCAGGAAUAUGAACCUGUGGGGUGGCCUCUUCUUUUUAAUUGGUGUCUCAGAGCCCCCAGUUGAGGUACAUGAACCAGUGUUGUAGCUUCUUGUCGUAGGAUACAGUGAAAGAUCAGCUACUUUCAAGAAGAAGAAAUUAUCUAAUGCAGUUUUCAAAGUUUUCUGAGAUUAUCUAGAAAGUGAAAACCACAAGGAAAGUUCAUUUAUCAUGUCUUACUGGAUUGUCGGGUGCUAGAUAAUGGCUUGUUUCAUCCAGAACCUAUGGAGUAAGGGACUCUAGGCAUAAAAGAUUAGGCUGAUAAAGGUUCUCCUUAUUUGACAUGAUGAAGCUUUCUGAAGGAAAGAAACUCUUACUCUACACGACAGGCUUUAUUUUUAUUAGCUAUGGGCUUAUAAAUUUUCUGCUUCUGGUAUCUCCUGUCCUGUCUUCUCCACAAGGAAGGCCAUAACGUCUAUCCCACAAAAAUUACAUAGUAAUGCCUUACAUAACCUAUAAAGGACUUAAUAUAGAAGGGGAAAUGAUGCAUCAUAUUAUUAGCUAUGCAACCAUUUGUGCCUUGUUUUCAGCUAAGAGUCUAUUCGUCUCUUCGUCUCUUCUUCUGACAUUUGGACGAUUGGCAAAUUUCUUAAGAAUAGAGAAAAUUAUAGGAAAAAUUGGACCCAAGAAAAAAUUAUGUGAACUAGCAAAAGGAUAUUGCCAGCAGUUCUUUUUCUGAAUUCCCUUCCCUUAGAGAGAAGAAAGAUCCUUCAUUGAUGCUUCAAAAUUUGGUGCACUUUUGGGAUCAUAUUUGUGAACUGACAUUUUUAAUGUGAUGUGGGAAAAUCCAAAAAUUGUAGUUCACAUACAAAAGGCUCUCUGGAUGAUUAAUUGUCAAUCCAACUGUUAGUUCAUUAUUAAUUAGGUGCUUGCAGCCCGCAUGGUGGAUUCACUUAACUCUAUGCUGUUUUAAAAAGGCAGGGUGGCUUUCUCUUAUGUCUUUCCAAUAGAAGUUUAGGAAGUUUUCACCAUCUGCUUCUAUUGCCUAUUAUAUAUCCUUGAUGGAGUUAUGGGAGAGUUUUUGUCUUGCGUGUCUGUGCCCUGGGUUCUUAUUUUUUCUCUCUUGGAAAUGUACAAGACUAUGGUGAUCCUUUUUAAUGAUAAUUUGGUUUUUACCACCUUAAAAUAAUGAAUAAUUCGUGGCUAAUGCUGAUUUUUCAUUCAUACUGCUUAUAACAUUUCAUUUCUGUACUUUUUUUCCUAUUCAGCGUGCAUGACUGUUUUACUAAUUUCCCUUUAUCAGAUGUUUUGUUAGUUUACAACAUUACCUAGUCUUAUGUCAAUCAUUUUGCAGAAGGAAGUGUCUCUGGAUCUGAUGACGAUAAUGAAAGGAAUGAUGCUGCCGAGGAAGAAACUGAUGAGGAUGACAAUGCCUUUUUUGAUACGCACGACUUUCUCUCAUCAAGUUCUUUUAAAAGCAGUGCAUCUGAAUUCCAAAGGUUGUCAUUUGAUCUAGAUGAGGAUGAUCUGUACGGUAUUGAUUUUCUUGAUGAUAGUGAGGCUUCGAUUAAACCUUUGAGUGGGAGUUACCCAUAUAUUCAGAGGCGCAAAAAGUUGCCUGAUCCCGUUGAGAAGGAGAAGGGAGUGAGCCUUUGGUCAAUGAUCAAAGAUAACAUUGGAAAAGAUCUCACGAAAGUUUGUCUUCCUGUGUAUUUUAAUGAGCCUCUUUCAUCUCUUCAGAAGUGCUUUGAAGACCUUGAAUAUUCUUUCCUCAUUGACCGAGCCUAUGAGUGGGGGAAAAAGGUCACGUCUGAAUUCAUCUCCCUUCUACCAUUAAAUAAAAUAUUGCAUGCUCAAAUGUUUUACUCUAGUUUCAUCGCUUGAAAAUUUCUCUCAGGAUUUCUUAUUACCCCCUCAAAAUCUAUCGUUGUUGGACCAUAUCAUUUCAUCGUUAUUCAUGUUUCGUGUGCCAACUUUGCAUGCUUGAACUGUAUCAGUAUUUUCUAGCCAGUUUUCUGCCUGUCUGUCACUGAACCAUUGAUCUCGUCAUAAUGCCUGUAUCCUGAACUCUGGUGAACAACUCAUGCGUAACCUUGUGGGUUUUCGCCCGCAUUUUUGUCUUUGAUGUUUUGAAAUUCUUGUAAGCGUAGAAUUUUUAAGAGUUAGGCAACUAGGUCAUUAUUAUUUUCUUGCUAAUUAAAGAAAUGACACAUUAUACUCUGUUCGGACAAUACUUUGCACAAUCAUUAACGUCUUAUUCCAUCAAUGUAUGGUCGUUAUGGAGCUGGAUGAGCAACUUGACUCUAGCAGGGUUUUCCUGCACGCUCUUGGUAGUGAACAAAACUCAUAGAACCAGUAAAUGGAUUAAUAGUUCUCUGGUUGUUUCUUUAUUAUUAACCUUAGUGAUCAAUAUUGAAUCACUAUUCAUCGAAAGAGCCAUACUUAAUUUACAUUUGAUCAUUUUUUUAAAUUAGUGAACAAUGUGAUGUUGUAGAUAGUGUCAACGAAGUUGGAAUGAAUAGUGUCAUUUAGUCAGGGGUCCAUCUUGACAACCAUUGAUUUCAGUUUCAUAAAUUAGUUGAGAAAUGCCUUUUUUAUGACGAAAAUAGAUGUCCAAAUUUAUUCAUUCCAAUCCGAUAGGCUAUUGUCCCCCAGCCGACUUUGGUCUAUGUUCCAUGAUCCUAUUAUUUUCCCCAUAUCUAAGUUACUCCCAGCUGGUCCUCCUAAUUACCGGGAUUGGCAAAGUUUGAAAACAUGAAAGUUUUAGGAAGAUGAUUAAGAAGAGUGAGAGGAGGCUGCGUGCUGGUGCAGCAAGAGGAAGAAAAAGAAUGAGGAGAAAUAAUAAAAAGAACAAAACCAAUUUAUACUUCCAUGACUGCCUUUUCUACAUCUCCUAUUUUUCUUGCGUCGAGGCUACUUUCUGAGAAUAGGAUGGGUUUUGGGGAGGUUAUAGCAAACAAUUCAUUUAUUGAAAUAUCUUUUUUUGUCUUGCUUCUAAGAUAAUAUUGAUGCAUUUUAGGUUUUAAAAAUGAUUUUUAUCUGCUUGGCUAAAUCCGCCAUUUCUUUCACAGUGGCUGCUUCAGCUGACUGGGUUAAUUUUGAUCGAGAGUAGACAAAGUUUGUUUGUGCUUUGAUCUUUACCCUGGGACCCUUGGUAUGGAAUCAUAUGGACUCUGUUUGACUCAGACCAAUGUAGCUGAAAUUUUGAAUCAUUUGGGUUUUUUCUUUGAUAACACCGAUCAUCAACGAUAUUUGGUCUCAGAAGAUUGCAAUUAUCAGCCAAUAAAGAUUACAAACCAACACAUAAUUGCCUGGGUAGGCCUAAUAUGGAUCAUCUCUGUUCUCAUUGCAUUUUGAGAAAACAGCCCAUGAAAACCUGUUACACAUCAAAAGGAUAUAAAGAUGGAGAGAAUUUGCUUUUCUGCAUCUUAGGUUAGCUGACAACUCAUUUUAUAUUUCAUAUCUGGAAAUAGUUUCUGGGGACUCGGAUCAAGUUAUGAGGCGGUCUCUCUGGUAAAAUCAAUAUGUGAAAAUUUAUUUCCAAAUCCUUGAGUCAUGAAGAAUGUGUUUUAGACCCUCAGAAAUGACGAACAACCAUGGUUUCCUUUCGUAGUCAUUGUAUCCGUUGGUGUGUCCUGUACUCGAUGUUUUUCUUUGGUAUAGUUGUAACAUGUGCGGUGUUAUGUCCUAGCAUCAUAGAUUCUGAAGCACUGUCGUUUUCAUAAUCUCUAUCAGCAAUUUUGAUUUGCUCCCGUUUUCUUUUUGAUCGCUAAAUCUGCUCUGAAAUCUUGCAGGGUAAUGGUCUCAUGAGGAUUCUUAAUGUAGCAGCAUUUGCUAUAUCUGGGUAUUCAUCAACAGAAGGAAGAAACUGCAAGCCGUUCAAUCCACUACUCGGGGAGACAUAUGAGGCAGAAUAUCCGGAUAAAGGCAUUCGCUUUCUUUCAGAAAAGGUUUCAAAACAGUAGUUAAUGGUCAUUAACUUUUUACGAUUUUUUCUUAACACGAACCAUAAUAUCAUGUUAUUAGGGAGGAAUGGUAGUUGGGGUUUAUGCGUACUGUCAUAGAUAUAUCAUGAAAAGAAAGACAUUCAUGAUAUCCAUAUAAUUAAAGUGAACAAGGCAUGACAGGUCACGAUCUGUCAUAGCGUAAGUUUCAUCUCUGUUGUUCGUGGAUACCUUGCUUCUGAGAGGAUGGCUCUCAAGCAACCGUUUGUUUCACGGCAUUUCAUAGGAGUAUCUUAUAACGGGCCUUGUAAUUUUGUGCAAAUAUAUAUAUAUAUAUAUAGAUAGAUAUAUACGUUUGUCAGGGACCUUGAAUGAGAUAAAGAGAUUCUAUAUCAUGGUCCAUUAGAGUGCGUUGUUUCCUGAUCUUGCAGUUCUUCUUUUGGUCGCACCAGAUUUAGUCUACUAAUCUUUUAAGUGUUAAAAUGCCAGACAGGACCAUUUUCAGCAACAGGAAUGAUCAAUCAAAGAGCCAAAAUAUAGCAAAUGCUUUUCCAAUAGUCUACUAUCACGCUUCUUUGCAUUAUGACUGUUUAGGAACCUAAGUUUGGAACAUUAGACUAACGACUCUUGUAUUCUUCAUCCGAUCGAUUAAUCCGAUUAUUCUUCAUUUCGUUUCUUCAUUUCGAUCGCAUUUUUCCAAUAGCGGCUCCAAAAUCUGGAGCAAUUGUUGGAAAUCAGUUCCUGACACACUGAUUUCAUGGUCUACUACUAAUCUUGACAGAUUGGGCAAUAUGACGAAUUCGCCUGUUGUUUUCCCGCUACUGGUGUCUUGUCGUAUAUAAUCUACAAUCUCACGUCAAUGCUCUCUUUAUCUGCCAGGUCAGCCACCACCCGAUGAUUGUUGCGUGCCACUGCGAGGGUAAAGGAUGGAAAUUCUGGGGAGACAGCGAUUUGAAGAGCAAGUUCUGGGGGCGUUCGAUCCAGUUAGAUCCCGUCGGCGUCUUAACACUGGAGUUCGACGACGGAGAGGUUUUCCAAUGGAGCAAGGUAUGAGGACAAACACAGCACAACCUGGCGAUAAGUCCGAUAAAUAUUACCUUGUAAGCUGAGGCCUUGAGGCUGGGUUUCCAGGUGACCACUUCCAUCUACAACCUGAUACUGGGGAAGCUCUACUGCGACCACUACGGCACGAUGCGCAUCCAGGGUAACCGAGAGUACUCGUGCAAGCUGAAGUUCAAGGAGCAGUCGAUAAUAGACCGCAAUCCCCAUCAGGUGAACCCUUUCGUCCCCGGUGCUGGAUCCGGAGCGAGCACAGUUAAUCAAGUGUAGAGUGAAGCAAGUUGGGUGCUGCGUUGCAGGUGCAAGGGAUAGUCCAGGACCGGCACGGCAAGACGGUGGCCACAUUGUUCGGCAAGUGGGAUGAGAGCAUGCAGUAUGUGAUGGGGGACUGCUCUGCAAAGAGCAAACUCACCGAGCCCUCCUCCAAUGCUCCGUUGCUAUGGAAACGGGCCAAGCCGUCCCAUUACCCAACCCGGUACAACCUGACCCGCUUUGCCAUCACCAUGAACGAGCUCACUCCCGGCCUGAAGGUGACCCCCGAUGUUCAACCCCCUGUGCUCUCUCUCUCUCUCUCGAUUGAUUGAUUGAUUGAUUGAAAGUUUUCUUGUUGAUGAUGGUGUCCAGGAGAAGCUGCCGCCGACGGAUUCGAGGCUGAGGCCCGACCAGCGGUGCCUAGAGAACGGGGAGUACGAGAUGGCGAACGCAGAGAAGUUGAGACUGGAGCAGAGGCAGCGACAGGUAAACCAUCUCCCGCGCCAUUACUCCCUGUUGAAUCAUUUCUCAUCUGAUGAAUCUGGGGCAGGCGAGGAAGAUGCAGGAGAGGGGGUGGAAGCCGAGGUGGUUUACUAAGGAGAAGGGCGAAGACACCUACCGAUAUGUCGGCGGAUACUGGGAGUCCCGGGAGAGUCCCUGCUGGGACUCCUGCCCAGAUAUCUUCGGCAAAGUCCCCGCCGACCCGAUCGACUAG